AUGGCUUCCGACGGAGACUUGAUCGAGCUGAAACUCGACGGGGUGGUUCGAUACACCUUACGCACCACUGAUACAGGCGAGACCAUAAUAGACGCCAAAUGGAUCUCAACACGCACCCUCGCCACCGGCCAGACAGGAACCGGUCGCGCCGUUCGACGAAAGGCGACGACGACCGAGGAACCAUCGAGCGGAAAAUCCGGCUUCGAGGGAGCGUGGACCAUAGAAUAUUAUGGGCCGGAUGGCAAUUUGGCAGUCACGCCCUUUCUUCUAGACCUGGUUAAAAAGGGAGAGAUCUAUCAUGGAAAGUGGGCAGACCCGAAAGGGCGACCUUUGCUGGAAGGCUUCGGCUUCGAGGACGACGGGAAACUGUACAUGAGAUAUGGAGAUAGAUGGGUGUAA
Molecule: messenger RNA, 399 nt
Organism: Fonsecaea nubica
Lineage: Eukaryota; Fungi; Ascomycota; Eurotiomycetes; Chaetothyriales; Herpotrichiellaceae
Exons: 2
Coding region: 1-399 (132 amino acids)
Source: RefSeq, a predicted model, not a curated record